AUGAAACCACACACGCAAACAGCAGCUCCUCCCCUGACAGUAAAGAACCUUAGUAGUCAGACCCUUUCACCCGCCGAAACAGCCAUCCUUGCCAAAGGACACAACUUUGCAGUCACCCCCUCCAGGAUCCCGACAGAAGAGAUCAUCAGCCAAAUAGAAACCGCCAUCUUCCAUCUCCCACCUGAAGCAGGAAACAACAUCAGACAGCAGUCAGCCCAGAUCCUCCGAAAAGCCAAACUUUCCAUCCAAAACAUUAACAGGGAAGAACGACUAGCGCUUCGAAGCAUAAAACAGAAUGACGACAUCCUCAUCCUACCGGCGGACAAAGGCAACACAACAGUGGUGAUGGACAAAAAAGACUACCACAACAAAGUCAACACCUUGCUGUCCGACGCCCAAGUCUACAAAAAACUAAAACGCGAUCCAACCACUAGCGUAGAGAAGAAAACCUCCUCCCUGAUCAAAAAGGCGAACCUCCCUCCGCUAACCACGAAAUACCUGACCCCCAGUGACAGCUCAGCACCCAGACUAUAUGGCCUCCCGAAGAUCCACAAAGAAUCAGUCCCCCUACGGCCUAUCGUCAGCAACAUCGGGGGCCCCACCUACCAACUAGCCCGCUACCUCACCAAACCCCUCCAAAAACUUACCGGCCUCAACGACUCCCACAUCAGGAACUCAACUGGACUUCGUGAACAGAAUAACCAAGACAAAAACCAAGCCCAACGACAUCCUGAACACUGCCUCAACUCCACCUAUUUCCGGUUCGAAGGAGAAUUCUACGAACAAACCACGGGAGCAGCAAUGGGAUCCCCGAUAUCACCCAUCAUCGCAAACAUCUUUAUGGAACACUUCGAGAAUGAAAUCCUGAAGAAGGCCCCACUAAAACCCUCCACAUGGUCCCAGUACGUGGACGACACCGUCCAGUACAUGACGACCUUCUUCAUCUGGAACCACGGAAGGGAAACUCUACCUCAUUUCCUCACUUUCAUUAACUCCCAACAUCCCAACAUCCAAUUCACAAUGGAGACCGAACAGAAUUCCCAAAUCCCCUUCCUGGAUGUCCUGGUCCGUAGGAACGAAGACGGCACCCUAAGCCACAACGUCUACCGCAAACCAACACACACGGACCGAUACCUCCACGCAAACUCCCACCAUCACCCCGCCCAAAAGAAUUCGGUAAUCAGCUCUCUAGUCCACAUAGCACUCUCCAUUUCGGAACCAGCCGCCCUGAACGGAGAGCUAAACCACCUUCACCGAACCCUGACCAGAAACGGAUACAGCAGCAGAAACAUCAACCGUACCAUCAAGAAGCUGACCAACAAGGAAUCCGGCCAGAACAACAACACGACGCCAGAGACAGAGAAAGAGAAGAUUAAGGCAAUGAAGAAAAAAUGCGAAUAA
Molecule: messenger RNA, 1401 nt
Organism: Vollenhovia emeryi
Lineage: Eukaryota; Metazoa; Arthropoda; Insecta; Hymenoptera; Formicidae
Exons: 3
Coding region: 1-1401 (466 amino acids)
Source: RefSeq, a predicted model, not a curated record